Molecule: messenger RNA, 555 nt
Organism: Plasmopara halstedii
Lineage: Eukaryota; Oomycota; Peronosporomycetes; Peronosporales; Peronosporaceae
Exons: 1
Coding region: 48-311 (87 amino acids)
Source: RefSeq, a predicted model, not a curated record
GCAUACACGACGAUGGAUAGCAUGCGGACGAGUCGGUGAAGCUGGCAAUGGGUGGUCUCGACACCUUCUCUGAUUUGGACAGACAUUAUGCUCCUCACCGUGAACACCUUCGGCGUGAACAAGAUUGGCCAACUAUUGAUCGAGUAUUUACUCUUCAGAUACUCCAUGUUUUGCCUACAAGAGACCACAUUUGCCAUCCAACCGCCAUCACGACACGUUUAUAUUUCAUAUUGAGUCGUCAUAUAUACAUGAGCAGUGUGAGCGAUGCCGAUGCGCUGCCAGACCGGCCAAUGCGAGGAAGGAAGAGUUAAUUCCUCCUCGGUGGUGCACUCUGACUUUCACCGCCUUUAAACACAUGGCGAAGUCCCACGCUUGACGGUCAUCGGUCGCUAUGACCUUGUGGUUCGAUGGCGGGCCUUGCUCUUAUUCACAUCCGCAGCGUAUACACACCGGUUCUUAUUUAGUAGUCACCCUGCCUUGAACGAAUCCGUCAGGGGGCUUUGUAUCAAGCCCCCUGACGGAUUCGUUUAAGGCAGGGUGACCCACAAUCUGCUA